Molecule: messenger RNA, 2299 nt
Organism: Diprion similis
Lineage: Eukaryota; Metazoa; Arthropoda; Insecta; Hymenoptera; Diprionidae
Gene: Trxr1
Product: thioredoxin reductase 1, mitochondrial
Exons: 8
Coding region: 153-1748 (531 amino acids)
Biological process (GO): glutathione metabolic process; cell redox homeostasis; cellular response to oxidative stress
Cellular component (GO): cytosol; mitochondrion
Molecular function (GO): thioredoxin-disulfide reductase (NADPH) activity; flavin adenine dinucleotide binding; glutathione-disulfide reductase (NADPH) activity
Source: RefSeq, a predicted model, not a curated record
ACGAAUUAUACUGCAUAUCCUUUCCAUUGUGACGUCAUCGAAUUUUUAACUUAUCGCCGGUCAUUGCUUGUUGCGUAUGGAUGCAUGUACAUAAUAAAUACACACGUAUAUACCUGCGAGCGUAGUGCUGCCGCAUUGCCAUCACUGUCAUCAUGGCAACGUUAAUGUUGUCCUUAACGUUCCUACCGCUUCGACACGCCCGAUCGAAAUUAUUAGCUUUCCCUAAGUCACGAACCAACUGCUUCUUGAUCGGUAAAAAAUCGAUCGCUUGCUACUCCAGUCAAUCCCCAAUGUACGAUUUGAUCGUUAUCGGCGGAGGUUCAGGCGGCUUAGCCGCUGCCAAGGAAGCUGUCGAACUUGGGGCUAAGGUUGCAGUAUUGGACUUUGUCACUCCUUCACCCCAGGGUACUAAAUGGGGUCUUGGUGGAACGUGCGUUAAUGUUGGUUGUAUUCCAAAAAAAUUGAUGCAUCAGGCAGCUUUGCUUGGUGAAGCAGUUCAUGAAGCUGUUGCUUAUGGAUGGCAAAUACCGAAUCCAAAAACUGUACAGAACGACUGGCAUGCCUUGACGACUGCUGUGCAAAAUCAUGUCAAGUCAGUCAAUUGGGUUACUCGUGUCGAACUACGAAACAAGAAAGUUGAAUAUAUAAAUGCUCUGGGUUAUCUUAAAGAUGCCAACACAGUUGUUGGAGUUAUGAAAAAUGGAGACGAGAAAGUCCUGAAUGCAAAGAAUAUCUUGAUCGCCGUCGGUGGUAGGCCGAGAUACCCAGAUAUACCCGGAGCUUUGGAAUACGCUAUAACCAGUGAUGAUAUUUUCAGUUUAGAUAGGGCACCGGGCAAAACCUUAGUCGUCGGUGCUGGAUAUAUUGGAUUAGAAUGUGCUGGAUUUUUGAAUGGACUGGGUUACGAUGCAACAAUUAUGGUGCGCUCCAUUGUACUGAGAGGAUUUGACCAACAGAUGGCAAAUAUCGUAGCAGAAGAAAUGGAACAACGUGGUGUCCACUUCAUUUACCAGGCUAAGCCCAAGGCUAUCGAAAAACAGGAUGACGGCCGUUUACUCGUCCAUUGGGUGGAUCGUGAUGGAGCUCUACAUCAAGAUGCUUAUGACACUGUACUUUUUGCCAUUGGACGCCGAGCACUGACUCAAGAACUGAAACCUGAGAAUGUUGGUCUUAAACUUGUCCCGGAUUCUGGAAAAAUUGACGCCGUCAAUGAGCAGACCAACAUCCCGAACAUUUAUGCUGUUGGCGAUGUACUCCACAAAAAACCAGAACUUACCCCGGUCGCGAUUCAUGCUGGCCGACUCUUGGCUAGGAGGUUAUUCGGUGGUGCUACUGAAAACAUGGACUAUACAAAUGUUGCAACUACCGUCUUUAGCCCCCUUGAAUAUGGUUGUGUUGGACUUAGCGAAGAGCAAGCCAUCGCCAUACAUGGGGACGACAAUGUGGAGAUCUACCAUGCCUACUACAAGCCAACAGAAUUUUUUGUACCCCAGAAGAAUGUUACUCAUUGUUACGUGAAAGUUGUCACUCUGCGAAAUGACGACCAGCAAGUCAUCGGAAUGCACUUUGUUGGUCCCAAUGCUGGCGAAGUUAUUCAAGGCUUUGCUGCGGCUGUUAAAUGCAAAUUGACUUUCCGAAUACUCAAGUCCACCGUCGGGAUUCACCCAACAACAGCUGAGGAAUUCACGAGAAUCAGUAUCACAAAGCGAUCUGGAAUGGAUCCGACGCCACAGAGUUGUUGCAGUUAGGGUAACAUUAGCAAAGAUAAUUGAACUUCUGAUACUGUUUCCGGUUGGCUCAGCAUCAUCUGAUAUUGACAUUGUUACUCUGCCAAGCUGCGAUAAGGAGAAUAGUUAUUAGCAAGAUUACGAUUGACACUUUCCUCUAUCACUCGUUUAGAUAUUACCUUGCACAAUGAGUUGUAAGGCUGCAAGCAUGGAUGUAUCAUACUCUGUAGCAUCAUAUAAGAUUCUUUAUAUAAUGAAAGACAUUUACGUCAGUGCAGGUAUAAAUGAAACGUACUUUCCACAGCAAACUGCUGUUAUGCAUUAUUAUGCAUAGUAAAACGAUGUUAUUUUAUGUCAUGAUUUAUUCCGCCAAGUUUGUCAAAUUUCAACAUCAGUAGAAUAUGUGUAAGAUUCAGGUAUAGAGUGAGUUAUUGGAUCAAAUUCUUAAAAUUUUUUUUAUUUUCAUUGAUUUACUUAUCAAAAACUGGUGUCUGGGACAAAAUAAAGUUUGAAUAAUUAUUACAGCGUGGCAUGUAAAAUAAACAAUAUUCUACACAAUAUUCAAUAAGUUA